Messenger RNA from Colletotrichum phormii, 1640 nucleotides. Its product is annotated as 1, 4-beta cellobiohydrolase. Gene Ontology annotation, biological process: cellulose catabolic process. Bases 1 to 1188 code for a protein of 395 amino acids. Lineage: Eukaryota; Fungi; Ascomycota; Sordariomycetes; Glomerellales; Glomerellaceae. The transcript has 4 exons. The record is from RefSeq and is a predicted model, not a curated record. Gene Ontology annotation, molecular function: hydrolase activity, hydrolyzing O-glycosyl compounds.
AUGAAGUUCACCGCCGCUACGUUGGCAGCCUUGGCCACAACGGCCAUUGCUGCCCCUUCCCAGACGAUCAAGGAACAGCCUCGACAAGCCGCCUCUGCUUGCUCCGCCAACGUCUCCCUGGACGCAAAGACCAACGUCUUCUCCAAGUACACCUUACAUCCCAACAGCUUCUAUCGUGCCGAGAUUCAAGCUGCCGCCGCAGCAAUCUCGGACAGUACGCUCAAGGCCAAGGCCCUGAAGGUUGCUGAUGUCGGCUCCUUCCUCUGGCUUGACACCAUUGCCAACAUCCAACGUCUCACGCCCGCCAUCGCCGACGUUCCCUGCAACAACAUCCUCGGCCUGGUCAUCUACGACCUCCCCGGCCGCGACUGUGCCGCCAAGGCUUCCAACGGCGAGCUCAAAGUCGGCGAGCUGAACCGCUACAAGACGGAGUACAUUGACCCCAUUGUCAAGAUCCUCAAGGCGAACCCCAAGACCGCCUUUGCUCUCGUCAUCGAGCCUGACUCCUUGCCCAACUUGGUCACCAACGCCAACGUCGCGAGUUGCCAGGCGUCGGCCUCGGGCUACCAUGAUGGCGUUGCGUACGCCAUCCAGGCUCUUAACCUUCCCAACGUUGUCAUGUAUCUCGAUGCUGGACACGGAGGUUGGCUUGGGUGGAAUGAAAACCUCAAACCCGGUGCCGAAGAGCUCGCCAAGGCAUACAAGGCUGGCGGCAGCCCCUCGCAGCUCCGAGGCAUCGCGACCAACGUUGCGGGAUGGAACUCUUGGGACGCCGAGCCCGGCGAAUUCGCAAACGCCCCAGACGGCCAGUACAACAAGGCCCAAAACGAGAAGAAGUACGUCACCCUCCUCGGCGCCGCGCUCCAGACGGCCGGCAUGCCCAACCACGCCAUCGUCGACACGGGCCGCAACGGCGUCCAGGGCCUCCGUCUCGAGUGGGGCGACUGGUGCAACGUCAACGGCGCCGGCUUCGGCCUCCGCCCCAGCGGCAGCACCGGCCUCGAGCUCGCCGACGCCUUCGUCUGGGUCAAGCCCGGCGGCGAGUCCGACGGUACCAGCGACUCGAGCGCCACGCGCUACGACUCGUUCUGCGGCAAGUCGGACGCCUACAAGCCGUCUCCCGAGGCUGGCACGUGGGACCAGGCUUACUUCGAGAUGCUGCUCAAGAACGCCAAGCCUGCUUUCUAGACAGGGAGGGGAAGGCUUCACUACUCGUACCAUGUUGGCCACAGCGAGUGCCUUCAAUCAUGGGGAAAAGGGGCUACCUCUGCAGAAUUUUCUCUUCCACACAUGACCAAGCUACAUUCUCAGUAUAUAUAUACAAUGUCAAGUCUUCAUAUAUCUAUGGCAUCAGGCCCUACUCUAUGUGACGAAGUGGGAACACGGGAUUUUGAAAACGUAGUGACCAAAAAGUAUAUUAGAACGAGACUCGGCCGUUACGUCUCACGCCACGAAGGGCAACCUGCGUCUUCUAAUAGCGCUUGACUAAUGUCGCGUACCACAUGGGGGACAGCAGUUGCCAUAAUCCCAAGUCUGCAGAUAUCGUGUUGUAGUACAGGCUUUCACAGUCAUCACUCAAGGCAUGGUUGGUACGAUUGUGUGCUGACCAAGUCAACAUCACGAGUUGAAUGAACGAGAAA